Molecule: messenger RNA, 1518 nt
Organism: Argiope bruennichi
Lineage: Eukaryota; Metazoa; Arthropoda; Arachnida; Araneae; Araneidae
Product: glutamate receptor ionotropic, kainate 5-like
Exons: 10
Coding region: 1-1518 (505 amino acids)
Cellular component (GO): membrane
Molecular function (GO): glutamate-gated receptor activity
Source: RefSeq, a predicted model, not a curated record
AUGUCUGCUACAACCCUCCUAUAUGUCGCGUACAAAAUACAAGUUGUCACAGGAAAAGAGCAGCGUUCUGCUCAUUGUUCGUCAGUGGAUAACGGACCUCAAUCGUUGCCGCUCCUCCUGAUUAUAACUAAUUUCAAAAUAUGGUCCUUACAUUCUGUCGGAAAUGGGAGCACGUAUUUCCAGCAAAAGAAUCUCUCGAAUAUUCUGAUAGAUACAGGACAACCGGAAGAACAACUUUUUGACACGCUCUUUACAAAUUUUGGUGGCCGCAUACUCAGGAUAUCGUCCUUAGGGAGCCCACCCAUUCAGCAAGUACCUUUACCUGGGAAUCCGAAAUGGCGAGGAUAUAUCUUUCGAAUCGUCAAUACAUUAUCCGACAUCUACAAUUUCACAUACAUAGUUAAAGAAGCCAACGAUCGCCUGUAUGGGAUGCUUGAAGAAACUGGAACAUGGAAUGGUAUGAUAGGCGAAUUAGUGAAUAAGAGUGUGGACAUGGGGGUGGGAGACUUAUCGUGGACUAUGGACAGAAGUAUAGCAGUCGAUCUGACCGAGACUAUCUUUUCCGAAACAGUCACUUUUAUCUACAGAACUCCAGGCUUUUACAGCAGGACGUGGAUCCUCUUCCAAGACGUCGAUUUGAGGGUGUGGAUUAGUUUAACAUUUGCCAUAAUUCUGGGAAGCACCGUAUACUGCCUCACUCUUUAUGUAACGGACGCUUGCGGAAACGAAGAAGAUAUAGUGAAAAUAAAUGAAGAAUUGUUCGUCAAAUCUGCCGUCAGAAGCACUGGAUCGAUUUACAGAGCUCUCUUAGGGCAAAGCAUUGUGCGCCAUCCAAAGGCGACUUCCUGUCGGACAUUGUUGGGAACUUGGUUCAUGGGGGCUUUGAUUCUGAGUGCCCUGUAUGGCGGUAGCUUAACGUCCACUCUGAGUUUGCAUCGAAGCCCCAGACCAGCUGACACACUCAAGGAACUCGUCAAGAGAUAUCCAAAUGCAAUUCUAGCCCUGAGGAACAACUCACAAAUUCAUUCUUACAUUAAGAAAUCUGAAGUAUGGCAAAGUAUCUGGUUAAAGAACAUCCAAAAGAAUGUAAUACCAGGAAAACUUCACAUCGAAGAUUUAAUGAAGGAAGUCCACAGACGGAGACCAGAAAGAGCACCCAUUUAUGUAUGGAUUGCUGAAAGGUUUGCUCGCAAACAGGCUCUUCAAUGCCAUUAUCGAACACAUACUGGUGAAAAGCCAUAUGCCUGUGAUAUUUGUGGUAAAAAUUUUACCCAAAUAAGUAAUCUUGCUAAUCAUAACCGUAAACAUAUGACUGAAAAGCUAUGUGAGUGCUGUAUGUGCAAGAAGACUUUUGUUCAUCAUUUCAAAGUCAGUCAAGAAUCUAAGGAUCAAUACUGUGAUCUUUGUAAAGAAAAACUAGACAAUUCACAGACUCAACCUCCUGCAGCAACUCAAACACAACUGAGGGUAAAAUGCUCUACAUGUGAUGAUCACGAUGGUCAAACCAGUUUAGACUAG